This is a messenger RNA of Lutra lutra (Eurasian river otter), 5485 nucleotides long. RefSeq names its product BMP binding endothelial regulator (gene BMPER). The record is from RefSeq and is a predicted model, not a curated record. Gene Ontology annotation, molecular function: protein binding. The transcript has 15 exons. Lineage: Eukaryota; Metazoa; Chordata; Mammalia; Carnivora; Mustelidae. The coding region runs from base 301 to 2358 and encodes 685 amino acids.
CAUAGGGUGGCCCACGACUAAGCCGCUGCGAGCAACUCCCUAAAAAAAAAAAAAAAAAAAAGGAAAAAAAGGAAAAAAAGAAAAGCCGCAUUGGAGGAGCCUGGCCGCAGGACCCCUCCUCCCUGGCGCCCCUCACCCCUCGCUCCCCCCCCACCCCCCGCUCCCGGGCGCCCGCCUCCCUCCUUCGCGGACUGUCUCCCGACUCGCCGGCUGAGAGCCCUUUUUGACUGCGAGCGGAGGUAGUGGAGCAGAGGCGGCGGCGCGGGACCUGCAGUCGCCCGGGAUUCCCUCCAGGUGACGAUGCUCUGGUUCUCCGGCGUCAGGGCUCUGGCUGAGCGUCCCUGCCGGCGCUCGCCCGGGAUUACCUGCUGCGUCUUGCUGCUGCUCAAUUGCUCGGGGGUCCCCAUGUCUCUGGCUUCCUCCUUCUUGACAGGGUCUGUUGCAAAAUGUGAAAAUGAAGGUGAAGUCCUCCAGAUUCCAUUUAUCACCGACAAUCCUUGUAUAAUGUGUGUCUGUUUGAACAAGGAAGUGACCUGUAAGAGAGAGAAGUGCCCCGUGCUGUCGAGAGACUGUGCCCUUGCCAUCAAGCAGAGGGGAGCCUGCUGUGAGCGGUGCAAAGGUUGCACCUAUGAAGGAAAUACCUAUAACAGCUCUUUCAGAUGGCAGAGUCCUACACAACCCUGUGCUCUACGUCAGUGCCAGGAAGGCGUUGUCACAGAGUCUGAGGUGCGAUGUGUUGUUCAUUGUAAAAACCCUUCCAGGCAUCUGGGAACGUGCUGCCCCACCUGUCCAGGCUGUGUGUUUGAGGGUGUGCAGUACCGAGAAGGCGAGGAAUUUCAGCCAGAAGGAAACAAAUGUACCAGGUGUUCCUGUGUUGGAGGCAGGACACAGUGCGUGAGAGAAGUAUGUCCCAUUCUCUCCUGUCCUCAGCACCUUAGCCACACUCCCCCAGGACAGUGCUGCCCCAAAUGUUUGGGUCAGAGGAAAGUGUUUGACCUCCCAUUUGGAAGCUGCCUCUUUCGCAGUGAUGUUUAUGAUAACGGAUCUUCAUUUCUCUAUGAUAACUGCACUGCAUGCACCUGCCAGGACUCCACUGUGGUAUGUAAGAAGAAGUGCUCCCACCCUGGGGGCUGCCUCAGAGGGGAGGAGACGUGUUGUGAAGAGUGCCUCCUGCGAGUGCCUCCGGAGGACAUCAAGGUGUGCAAGUUUGGCAACAAGAUUUUCCGGGAUGGAGAGAUGUGGUCCUCUGUUAACUGCACCAUCUGUGCUUGUGUGAAAGGCAAGACAGAGUGUCGAAAGAAGCAGUGUGUUCCCAUCAGCAGUUGCCCACAGGGUAAAAUUCUCAACAGAAAAGGAUGCUGUCCUAUUUGCACUGAAAAGCCCGGCGUUUGCACGGUAUUCGGAGAUCCCCACUACAACACUUUUGACGGACGGACAUUUAACUUUCAGGGGACGUGUCAGUACGUUUUGACAAAAGACUGCUCCUCCCCUGCCUCGCCCUUUCAGGUGCUGGUGAAGAACGAUGCACGCAGGACCCGCUCCUUCUCUUGGACCAAGUCGGUGGACCUGGUGCUGGGCGCCAGCACCGUCAGCCUCCAGCAGCACCUGACUGUGCGCUGGAACGGCUCGCGCAUCUCGCUGCCCUGCCAGGCGCCGCAGUUCCACAUCGACCUGGAUGGCUACCUCUUGAAAGUGACGACCAAAGCAGGUUUGGAAAUAUCCUGGGAUGGAGACAGUUUUGUUGAAGUAAUGGCUGCCCCCCAUCUCAAGGGCAAGCUCUGUGGUCUUUGUGGCAACUAUAAUGGACAUAAGCGUGAUGACUUAAUUGGUGGAGAUGGAAACUUCAAGUUUGAUGUGGAUGACUUUGCUGAAUCCUGGAGAGUAGAGUCCAAUGAGUUCUGCAACAGACCUCAGAGAAAACCAGUGCCUGAACUGUGUCAAGGGACAGUGAAGGUAAAGCUCCGAGCUCAUCGAGAAUGCCAGAAACUCAAAUCCUGGGAGUUUCAGACCUGCCACUCAGCUGUGGACUAUGCCACUUUCUACCGGUCCUGCGUGACAGACAUGUGUGAAUGUCCAGUCCAUAAAAACUGUUACUGUGAGUCAUUCCUGGCGUAUACCCGGGCCUGUCAGAGAGAGGGCAUCAGUGUCCACUGGGAGCCUCAGCAGAAUUGUGCAGCCACCCAAUGUAAGCACGGGGCUGUGUAUGAUACCUGUGGUCCAGGAUGUGCCAAGACCUGUGACAACUGGAAUGAGAUCGGUCCAUGCAAUAAGCCAUGCAUUGCAGGCUGCCACUGUCCAGCAAAUUUGGUCCUUCACAAGGGAAGGUGCAUCAAGCCAGUCCUUUGUCCUCAGCGGUGACCUUUGUUCUGCUCUUAAGACUUUGAAACCUGGUGUCCUUGACACUGAAGUGGAAGAGCCAAUGAAGGACUGCAGUAUUUGUGUGCUGAUUCUUCACAUACACACACAGAGAGUAUAUAUGUGUACAUAUAUAGAUAUAUAGAUAUAUUCAGAAACAUUUCAUCAUUUAUAUAAACUAUAGGUGGAUUAUUAUAUGUAUAUUUUUUGCUAUAAGACGUGUAUUAUUUCUAGGAUCCUAACCUGUAAGCCAUUGGAAUCAUUGUAUAAAUAAACCAGGUGUUGGUAAUUUAAUAAGGCAGCAUGCAGACAUAUUGGAUGGCUUUAACAUCACAUACAUUUGUCAUUUUUAAGAAGUUUUCUAAGAAACCCAAAUUGCCUGCCUGCAUUAAUUUUAGCUUUGAAUCAAGACUUGCAGUUUAGUGGAAAAUGUGUUUCUCUGGAGAAGGGCAAAGUUAUCCAGGGGCAUUUCAUGCUUCCAAGGAGAGGAAUGUAUGCCUGAGAGAGAUGGCUGGUGAUUGGUGACAGGCCCUAAUGGUGCAUGGAAAGCAAGGGAUAGGUUGUUAGACUUUCUUGGGUCAUGGUCCAAUAUUAUUUCCAAAACCGAUUGGCUAGUUGCCAAGAAAUAUAUAUUUGUCAGUCGAGCAUAGCCAAAGACUUGAAUGGUUUCUUGCCAUCUUUGCAUACUCUUUGAGUCACCUAAUUAUAAAUGUGUGUAUGAUGGAUGUCCAUUUAUAUGUCACAGUGAGAUUAAAAAAUGUUUGGGUGACAUGUUAGUUUUAUUGAGCAUGAGCAGAUAUUUGGAGAAACUUUUGCACAACAUGUGAGAAAGUAACCAUUUCUUUGAAUCUUAGAGCAAUUUAGAAUGGGCAAAUAUAAUAAGUUGAUAUAAGCCAUCUACCUUGUGUGACUAUUCCAUGUGUAAAAUGAAAAUCACUAAUUCCAGAGGAUCCUAGUCCAGUGCUAUUUGGAGACUGUUAGUAUGUCAUAAUUAUUAUGCAGAAAGCCUUUACUGACCAGUUGAUUUAACAUCAGGCCAAACAAAGACUGGUCUCUGUACUUGCUCUAAUUUACUGGUAGUUUACUACUGGUCAUCAUGUGAGCUUCCUGAAUUUUGUUUUCAGUUAAUAAGUGAAAAUGUCAACAAAACAAAAUUUACUGAUGUCUAAAAAUACUAUGUUCUACAGUGUAGUAAAUAAAGGGCUUAAUAUUUAAAACAAUGUAUUUUCUCUUCCAAGAUGUGCUGUGUUAUACUUCAUAAGUAAACCAUAUCAACUUGGGGCUCAUCAAUUUUAUAACGGCUUUAUUUAGACAUAUUUUAUGUAACCUACAAUACUUAAUUUUUAUAGAGUACUAUUAAUAGAGAAGAGAAAAUCCCCAAAUUUUUGACAAUCAGUAUGUUGCCAUUGCCUGUCAUGCAUUCAUGACAGCUCAAGUAUUAAUUUGGAUUCUUUGCUGGGACAUCUCCAGCUGUUUGAGUAAACUGAAUAAAGCACAGAGUAUAAUACUGACUGGCUGGGACACCAGAAAAUGUCAUUGUUGUUGUUUUCCAUGGGUCCUAAAUAUCUUAAUAUCUGGAACCCAAGGUAGCCUGGUCAUUGCUUUAGUGCUACAUUUGGAAAGAGAGCUUUUUAGGGGACUUAGGUUCCAAAUGUAGUUGUGACCUUCUCCACACUGUUUAAGCAUUUGGAGCCACACUUUUGCUCAUCUGUAACACAAAGAGGCUGGGUAGCAUAUGAGCAAGGUUAAGAAUCAAGAAAACUAGACACCCUGCCUCUCAUGGGAUUACUUGCACAGAGAUCUGAGACAAUUGGAGUUUACAAAACUCUUAUAUUUAUAAUCUCAUGUAUUUCCCCCUGUACUGAAAGGAAGGAUAGGGCAGAUCAGUGGACCUCUUCUGAUUGGUUCCUUUUUAGAUCAUCUUUAAUUCUUUUAGAUUAUCUUUAAAUUCCUUUCCAUUUCACACUGAGUUUUUGCUUUAUGAAAGAGGGACCACAGAAGGGAAAAUUGUGGAUGGUUAUUUACUGCUCAUGAUUCAUCCAAGGAGUGAGUGAUGAUUAAUAGCCCCUAUCCCAGCAUUUUCAAUCACGUCUGACCAUGGUGAAUGAGAUGAAGACUCUUCCUCAUGGACCAACUCUGGCAAUUUGGGUGGCUUGAUUACAAGUUUGUGUGAUGUGUUUUUAUUCAUGGCUAGUUUAAAUAUUGUAAACUUUUUUCGUUCCUAAUUCUAGAAGAAAGAGAAGGCAGAAAGGGCAGAGGGUUAUUCAUGCCUACUAAUCCAAGUAGGCAGCUCUGUGAUGGGGAAGUAUGGUGAAAUGAGUCGAAUGGUCUGUUUGCCAUGUUCUGGUUUUGGCCAUGGCUAUAGAUGAGCAAUGAUUUUAUCGAAUGAUUGACCAGAAUGGAGAUUAACCAAAUGCUUCAAUGGUAGUGGCCUCAUCUUAUUUACGUAUUUUCAAUGGGAUCUCAAGGCCAAACUCCUGCAGGGUUAGAGAACUGGAAAUGAAUAUUAAUAUAUAUGUAUCCCAGUAAUUCAUGUUGGUGACACAGUAUAUAUAAAAUUAAAAGAUGGGCUAAUAUCACACUAUUUACAUGUAUAAAAUCCUUAUUUUAACUAUGCUAUUAGCUAUGAAUAUUGAAUUUGAUGAGGGACAAAUGCCCUUGAGGAAGAACAAGCACAAUUAUGAUUCCAAUUGCAUGUAGCUUGUGCUCAGUAAGAGGAAGUCCUUUCCUGUCUCCCUGUGAAAAUAGGAAUUUUAGAGAUUUUGAACUAAAAGUUUUGAACUUGGAAGAAAUAUGAAUAUUGGAUGUUGACAACAGCAAUUAUUGGUGAAAAAGUUGAGAAUCAUCAACUCUUCAGGUGGAAGGUCUCCCCCUAACUUGUUGAGUAUUGCCUGAGUAUCUGACCACCAGCUUGUAAAGGCCAUCUCCUGAUGAGAUGUGAAGAGCCCAGUGGUUGACUCCUCCCCAGCUUUUGUUGACCAUUGAUAACCUAUUUUGACUGGAAAACUUUUUCUUAUUAUAAAAUGUUUCAGACAUAUAAAAAGACAUAGAGAAUAAUGUAAACACCCAUGAAUACAUUACCGUAAUUAAGAAAAAUAACCUGGUAGGUAGUCAAUAAAUUUUUCUUACA